AUGCCUUCCCCCUCUCAUGCCUUCCCCCUCUCAUGCCUUCCCCCUCUCAUGCCUUUUCCCUCUCAUGCCUUCCCCCUCUCAUGCCUUCCCCCUCUCAUGCCUUCCCCCUCUCAUGCCUUCCCCCUCUCAUGCCUUCCCCCUCUCAUGCCUUCCCCCUCUCAUGCCUUCCCCCUCGCAUGCCUUCCCCCUCUCAUGCCUUCCCCCUCUCAUGCCUUCCCCCUCUCAUGCCUUCCCCCUCUCAUGCCUUCCCCCUCUCAUGCCUUCCCCCUCUCAUGCCUUCCCCCUCUCAUGCCUUCCCCCUCUCAUGCCUCUCAUGCCUUCCCCCUCUCAUGCCUUCCCCCUCUCAUGCCUUCCCCCUCUCAUGCCUUCCCCCUCUCAUGCCUUCCCCCUCUCAUGCCUUCCCCCUCUCAUGCCUUCCCCCUCUCAUGCCUUCCCCCUCUCAUGCCUUCCCCCUCUCAUGCCUUCCCCCUCUCAUGCCUUCCCCCUCUCAUGCCUUCCCCCUCUCAUGCCUUCCCCCUCUCAUGCCUUCCCCCUCUCAUGCCUUCCCCCUCUCAUGCCUUCCCCCUCUCAUGCCUUCCCCCUCUCAUGCCUUCCCCCUCUCAUGCCUUCCCCCUCUCAUGCCUUCCCCCUCUCAUGCCUUCCCCCUCUCAUGCCUUCCCCCUCUCAUGCCUUCCCCCUCUCAUGCCUUCCCCCUCUCAUGCCUUCCCCCUCUCAUGCCUUCCCCAUCUCAUGCCUUCCCCCUCUCAUGCCUUCCCCCUCUCAUGCCUUCCCCCUCUCAUGCCUUCCCCCUCUCAUGCCUUCCCCCUCUCAUGCCUUCCCCUCUCAUGCCUCCCCCCUCUCAUGCCUUCCCCCUCUCAUGCCUUCCCCCUCUCAUGCCUUCCCCCUCUCAUGCCUUCCCCUCUCAUGCCUUCCCCCUCUCAUGCCUUCCCCUCUCAUGCCUUCCCCCUCUCAUGCCUUCCCCCUCUCAUGCCUUCCCCCUCUCAUGCCUUCCCCCUCUCAUGCCUCCCCCUCUCAUGCCUUCCCCCUCUCAUGCCUUCCCCCUCUCAUGCCUUCCCCCUCUCAUGCCUUCCCCCUCUCAUGCCUUCCCCCUCUCAUGCCUUCCCCCUCUCAUGCCUUCCCCCUCUCAUGCCUUCCCCUCUCAUGCCUUCCCCCUCUCAUGCCUUCCCCCUCUCAUGCCUUCCCCCUCUCAUGCCUUCCCCCUCUCAUGCCUUCCCCCUCUCAUGCCUUCCCCCUCUCAUGCCUUCCCCCUCUCAUGCCUUCCCCCUCUCAUGCCUUCCCCCUCUCAUGCCUUCCCCCUCUCAUGCCUUCCCCCUCUCAUGCCUUCCCCCUCUCAUGCCUUCCCCCUCUCAUGCCUUCCCCCUCUCAUGCCUUCCCCCUCUCAUGCCUUCCCCCUCUCAUGCCUUCCCCUCUCAUGCCUUCCCCCUCUCAUGCCUUCCCCCUCUCAUGCCUUCCCCCUCUCAUGCCUUCCCCUCUCAUGCCUUCCCCCUCUCAUGCCUUCCCCCUCUCAUGCCUUCCCCCUCUCAUGCCUUCCCCCUCUCAUGCCUUCCCCCUCUCAUGCCUUCCCCUCUCAUGCCUUCCCCCUCUCAUGCCUUCCCCCUCUCAUGCCUUCCCCCUCUCAUGCCUUCCCCCUCUCAUGCCUUCCCCCUCUCAUGCCUUCCCCCUCUCAUGCCUUCCCCCUCUCAUGCCUUCCCCCUCUCAUGCCUUCCCCUCUCAUGCUUCCCCCUCUCAUGCCUUCCCCCUCUCAUGCCUUCCCCCUCUCAUGCCUUCCCCCUCUCAUGCCUUCCCCCUCUCAUGCCUUCCCCCUCUCAUGCCUUCCCCCUCUCAUGCCUUCCCCCUCUCAUGCCUUCCCCCUCUCAUGCCUUCCCCCUCUCAUGCCUUCCCCCUCUCAUGCCUUCCCCCUCUCAUGCCUUCCCCCUCUCAUGCCUUCCCCCUCUCAUGCCUUCCCCCUCUCAUGCCUUCCCCCUCUCAUGCCUUCCCCCUCUCAUGCCUUCCCCCUCUCAUGCCUUCCCCCUCUCAUGCCUUCCCCCUCUCAUGCCUUCCCCCUCUCAUGCCUUCCCCCUCUCAUGCCUUCCCCCUCUCAUGCCUUCCCCCUCUCAUGCCUUCCCCCUCUCAUGCCUUCCCCCUCUCAUGCCUUCCCCCUCUCAUGCCUUCCCCCUCUCAUGCCUUCCCCCUCUCAUGCCUUCCCCCUCUCAUGCCUUCCCCCUCUCAUGCCUUCCCCCUCUCAUGCCUUCCCCCCUCUCAUGCCUUCCCCCUCUCAUGCCUUCCCCCUCUCAUGCCUUCCCCCUCUCAUGCCUUCCCCCUCUCAUGCCUUCCCCCUCUCAUGCCUUCCCCCUCUCAUGCCUUCCCCCUCUCAUGCCUUCCCCCUCUCAUGCCUUCCCCCUCUCAUGCCUUCCCCCUCUCAUGCCUUCCCCCUCUCAUGCCUUCCCCCUCUCAUGCCUUCCCCCUCUCAUGCCUUCCCCCUCUCAUGCCUUCCCCCUCUCAUGCCUUCCCCCUCUCAUGCCUUCCCCCUCUCAUGCCUUCCCCCUCUCAUGCCUUCCCCCUCUCAUGCCUUCCCCCUCUCAUGCCUUCCCCCUCUCAUGCCUUCCCCCUCUCAUUGCCUUCCCCCUCUCAUGCCUUCCCCCUCUCAUGCCUUCCCCCUCUCAUGCCUUCCCCCUCUCAUGCCUUCCCCUCUCAUGCCUUCCCCCUCUCAGGCCUUCCCCCUCUCAUGCCUUCCCCCUCUCAUGCCUUCCCCCUCUCAUGCCUUCCCCCUCUCAUGCCUUCCCCCUCUCAUGGCCUUCCCCCUCUCAUGCCUUCCCCCUCUCAUGCCUUCCCCCUCUCAUGCCUUCCCCCUCUCAUGCCUUCCCCCUCUCAUGCCUUCCCCCUCUCAUGCCUUCCCCCUCUCAAUGCCUUCCCCCCUCUCAUGCCUUCCCCUCUCAUGCCUCCCCCUCUCAUGCCUUCCCCCUCUCAUGCCUUCCCCCUCUCAUGCCUUCCCCCUCUCAUGCCUUCCCCCUCUCAUGCCUUCCCCCUCUCAUGCCUUCCCCCUCUCAUGCCUUCCCCCUCUCAUGCCUUCCCCCUCUCAUGCCUUCCCCCUCUCAUGCCUUCCCCCUCUCAUGCUUCCCCCUCUCAUGCCUUCCCCCUCUCAUGCCUUCCCCCUCUCAUGCCUUCCCCUCUCAUGCCUUCCCCCUCUCAUGCCUUCCCCCUCUCAUGCCUUCCCCCUCUCAUGCCUUCCCCCUCUCAUGCCUUCCCCCUCUCAUGCCUUCCCCCUCUCAUGCCUUCCCCCUCUCAUGCCUUCCCCCUCUCAUGCCUUCCCCCUCUCAUGCCUUCCCCCUCUCAUGCCUUCCCCCUCUCAUGCCUUCCCCUCUCAUGCCUCCCCCUCUCAUGCCUUCCCCCUCUCAUGCCUUCCCCCUCUCAUGCCUUCCCCCUCUCAUGCCUUCCCCCUCUCAUGCCUUCCCCUCUCAUGCUUCCCCCUCUCAUGCCUUCCCCCUCUCAUGCCUUCCCCCUCUCAUGCCUUCCCCCUCUCAUGCCUUCCCCCUCUCAUGCCUUCCCCCUCUCAUGCCUUCCCCCUCUCAUGCCUUCCCCCUCUCAUGCCUUCCCCCUCUCAUGCCUUCCCCCUCUCAUGCCUUCCCCCUCUCAUGCCUUCCCCCCCUCUCAUGCCUUCCCCCUCUCAUGCCUUCCCCCUCUCAUGCCUUCCCCCUCUCAUGCCUUCCCCCUCUCAUGCCUUCCCCCUCUCAUGCCUUCCCCCUCUCAUGCCUUCCCCCUCUCAUGCCUUCCCCCUCUCAUGCAUUCCCCCUCUCAUGCCUUCCCCUCUCAUGCUCUCCCCCUCCUCAUGCCUUCCCCCUCUCAUGCCUUCCCCCUCUCAUGCCUUCCCCCUCUCAUGCCUCCCCCUCUCAUGCCUUCCCCCUCUCAUGCCUUCCCCCUCUCAAUGCUUCCCCCUCUCAUGCCUCCUCCUCUCUCAUGCCUUCCCCCUCUCAUGCUUCCCCCUCUCAUGCCUUCCCCCUCUCAUGCCUUCCCCCUCUCAUGCUUCCCCCUCUCAUGCCUUUCCCCCUCUCAUGCCUUCCCCCCUCUCAUGCCUUCCCCUCUCAUGCCUUCCCCUCUCAUGCCUUCCCCCUCUCAUGCCUUCCCCCUCUCAUGCCUUCCCCCUCUCAUGCCUUCCCCCUCUCUAUGCCUUCCCCCUCUCAUGCCCUUCCCCCUCUCAUGCCUUCCCCCUCUCAUGCCUUCCCCCCUCUCAUGCCUUCCCCCUCUCAAUGCCCUUCCCCCUUCUCAUGCCUUCCCCUCUCAUGCCUUCCCCCUCUCAUGCCUUCCCCCUCUCAUGCCUUCCCCCUCUCAUGCCUUCCCCCUCUCAUGCCUUCCCCCUCUCAUGCCUUCCCCCUCUCAUGCCUUCCCCCUCUCAUGCCUUCCCCCUCUCAUGCCUUCCCCCCUCUCAUGCCUCCCCCCUCUCAUGCCUUCCCCCUCUCAUGCCUUCCCCCUCUCAUGCCUUCCCCCUCUCAUGCCUUCCCCCUCUCAUGCCUUCCCCCUCUCAUGCCUCCCCCUCUCAUGCCUUCCCCCUCUCAUGCCUUCCCCCUCUCAUGCCUUCCCCCUCUCAUGCCUUCCCCUCUCAUGCCCCCCCCUCCCAUGCCUCCCCCCUCUCAUGCCUUCCCCCUCUCAUGCCUUCCCCCUCUCAUGCCUUCCCCCUCUCAUGCCUUCCCCCUCUCAUGCCUUCCCCCUCUCAUGCCUUCCCCCUCUCAUGCCUCCCCCUCUCAUGCCUCCCCCCUCUCAUGCCUUCCCCCUCUCAUGCCUUCCCCCUCUCAUGCCUUCCCCCUCUCAUGCCUUCCCCCUCUCAUGCCUUCCCCCUCUCAUGCCUCCCCCUCUCAUGCCUUCCCCCUCUCAUGCCUUCCCCCUCUCAUGCCUUCCCCCUCUCAUGCCUUCCCCCCUCUCAUGCCUUCCCCCUCUCAUGCCUCCCCCCCUCUCAUGCCUUCCCCCUCUCAUGCCUUCCCCCUCUCAUGCCUUCCCCCUCUCAUGCCUUCCCCCUCUCAUGCCUUCCCCCUCUCCAUGCCUUCCCCCUCUCAUGCUUCCCCCUCUCAUGCCUUCCCCCUCUCAUGCCUUCCCCCUCUCAUGCCUUCCCCCUCUCAUGCCUUCCCCCUCUCAUGCCUUCCCCCUCUCAUGCCUUCCCCCUCUCAUGCCUUCCCCCUCUCAUGCCUUCCCCCUCUCAUGCCUUCCCCCUCUCAUGCCUUCCCCCUCUCAUGCCUUCCCCCUCUCAUGCCUUCCCCCUCUCAUGCCUUCCCCCUCUCAUGCCUUCCCCCUCUCAUGCCUUCCCCCUCUCAUGCCUUCCCCCUCUCAUGCCUUCCCCCUCUCAUGCCUUCCCCCUCUCAUGCCUUCCCCCUCUCAUGCCUUCCCCCUCUCAUGCCUUCCCCCUCUCAUGCCUUCCCCCUCGCAUGCCUUCCCCCUCUCAUGCCUUCCCCCUCUCAUGCCUUCCCCCUCUCAUGCCUUCCCCCUCUCAUGCCUUCCCCCUCUCAUGCCUUCCCCCUCUCAUGCCUUCCCCCUCUCAUGCCUUCCCCCUCUCAUGCCUCUCAUGCCUUCCCCCUCUCAUGCCUUCCCCCUCUCAUGCCUUCCCCCUCUCAUGCCUUCCCCUUCUCAUGCCUUCCCCCUCUCAUGCCUUCCUCCUCUCAUGCCUUCCCCCUCUCAUGCCUUCCCCCUCUCAUGUUUUCCCCCUCUCAUGCCUUCCCCUUCUCAUGCCUUCCCCCUCUCAUGCCUUCCCCCCUCUCAUGCCUUCCCCCUCUCAUGCCUUCCCCCUCUCAUGCCUUCCCCCUCUCAUGCCUUCCCCCUCUCAUGCCUUCCCCCUCUCAUGCCUUCCCCCUCUCAUGCCUUCCCCCUCUCAUGCCUUCCCCCUCUCAUGCCUUCCCCCUCUCAUGCCUUCCUCCUCUCAUGCCUUCCCCCUCUCAUGCCUUCCCCCUCUCAUGCCUUCCCCCUCUCAUGCCUUCCCCCUCUCAUGCCUUCCCCCUCUCAUGCCUUCCCCCUCUCAUGCCUUCCCCCCUCUCAUGCCUUCCCCCUCUCAUGCCUUCCCCCUCUCAUGCCUUCCCCCUCUCAUGCCUUCCCCCUCUCAUGCCUUCCCCCUCUCAUGCCUUCCCCCUCUCAUGCCUUCCCCCUCUCAUGCCUUCCCCCUCUCAUGCCUUCCCCCUCUCAUGCCUUCCCCCUCUCAUGCCUUCCCCCUCUCAUGCCUUCCCCUCUCAUGCCUUCUCUCUCUCAUGCCUUCCCCCUCUCAUGCCUUCCCCCUCUCAUGCCUUCCCCCUCUCAUGCCUUCCCCCUCUCAUGCCUUCCCCCUCUCAUGCCUUCCCCCUCUCAUGCCUUCCCCCUCUCAUGCCUUCCCCUCUCAUGCCUUCCCCUCUCAUGCCUUCCCCUCUCAUGCCUUCCCCCUCUCAUGCCUUCCCCCUCUCAUGCCUUCCCCCUCUCAUGCCUUCCCCCUCUCAUCCCUUCCCCCUCACAUGCCUUCCCCCUCUCAUGCCUUCCCCCUCUCAUGCCUUCCCCCUCUCAUGCCUUCCCCCUCUCAUGCCUCCCCCCUCUCAUGCCUCCCCCCUCUCAUGCCUUCCCCCUCUCAUGCCUUCCCCCUCUCAUGCCUUCCCCCUCUCAUGCCUUCCCCCUCUCAUGCCUUCCCCCUCUCAUGCCUCCCCCCUCUCAUGCCUUCCCCCUCUCAUGCCUUCCCCCUCUCAUGUCUUCCCCCUCUCAUGCCUUCCCUCUCUCAUGCCUCCCCCCUCUCAUGCCUCCCCCCUCUCAUGCCUUCCCCCUCUCAUGCCUUCCCCCUCUCAUGCCUUCCCCCUCUCAUGCCUCCCCCCUCUCAUGCCUUCCCCCUCUCAUGCCUCCCCCCUCUCAUGCCCCCCCCCUCUCAUGCCUUCCCCCUCUCAUGCCUUCCCCCUCUCAUGCCUUCCCCUCUCAUGCCUUCCCCCUCUCAUGCCUUCCCCCUCUCAUGCCUUCCCCCUCUCAUGCCUUCCCCCUCUCAUGCCUUCCCCCUCUCAUGCCUUCCCCCUCUCAUGCCUUCCCCCUCUCAUGCCUUCCCCCUCUCAUGCCUUCCCCCUCUCAUGCCUUCCCCCUCUCAUGCCUCCCCCCUCUCAUGCCUUCCCCCUCUCAUGCCUUCCCCCUCUCAUGCCUUCCCCCUCUCAUGCCUUCCCCCUCUCAUGCCUUCCCCCUCUCAUGCCUUCCCCCUCUCAUGCCUUCCCCCUCUCAUGCCUUCCCCCUCUCAUGCCUUCCCCCUCUCAUGCCUCCCCCCUCUCAUGCCUUCCCCCUCUCAUGCCUUCCCCCUCUCAUGCCUUCCCCCUCUCAUGCCUUCCCCCUCUCAUGCCUUCCCCCUCUCAUGCCUUCCCCUUCUCAUGCCUUCCCCCUCUCAUGCCUUCCCCCUCUCAUGCCUUCCCCCUCUCAUGCCUUCCCCCUCUCAUGCCUUCCCCCUCUCAUGCCUUCCCCCUCUCAUGCCUUCCCCCUCUCAUGCCUUCCCCCUCUCAUGCCUUCCCCCUCUCAUGCCUUCCUCCUCUCAUGCCUUCCCCCCCUCAUGCCUUCCCCCUCUCAUCCCUUCCCCCUCUCAUGCCUUCCCCCUCUCAUGCCUUCCCCCUCUCAUGCCUUCCCCCUCUCAUGCCUUCCCCCUCUCAUGCCUUCCCCCUCUCAUGCCUUCCCCCUCUCAUGCCUUCCCCCUCUCAUGCCUUCCCCCUCUCAUGCCUUCCCCCUCUCAUGCCUUCCCCCUCUCAUGCCUUCCCCCUCUCAUGCCUUCCCCCUCUCAUGCCUUCCCCCUCUCAUGCCUUCCCCCUCUCAUGCCUUCCCCCUCUCAUGCCUCCCCCCCAAAUGUUUGACUGGCCUCACUUUGGCACCGCGGUCAUUGACCUAUGCACCCUGUGCGUGCCCACCUGCCUGUGCGUGCCCACCUGCCUGUCCGUGCCCACCUGCCUGUGCGUGCCCACCUGCCUGUGCGUGCCCACCUGCCUGUGCGUGCCCACCUGCCUGUGCGUGCCCACCUGCCUGUGCGUGCCCACUUGCCUGUGCGUGCCCACCUGCCUGUGCGUGCCCACCUGCCUGUGCGUGCCCACCUGCCUGUGCGUGCCCACCUGCCUGUGCGUGCCCACCUGCCUGUGUGUGCCCACCUGCCUGUGCGUUUCUCUCUGGCAGCGACUCCUUUCUGGUGACGGAGGGAUCAACACUGGGCAUGGUGGCGGCGGGACUGGCGGGCGUGUUGUUUUGAGGCGCCUCACAACAUGCUCACCUGCCUGUGCAUGUCCCUCCACCCCUCUGCACGUUGUGCCCGCUUGCUUGUGCUCACUUGCCUGCCAGCGACUCGUUCCUGGUGACGGAGGGGUCAACACUAGGCAUGGUGGCGGCGGGGCUGGCGGGCGCCACGCCUUACAUGAUGAACGUCAUGCUCGACACCUCCACCGGCCAUGA
This is a messenger RNA of Closterium sp. Naga37s-1, 8373 nucleotides long. NCBI's taxonomy places the organism in Eukaryota, Viridiplantae, Streptophyta, Zygnematophyceae, Desmidiales, Closteriaceae. The record is from the annotation of a GenBank genome assembly.